This is a messenger RNA of Callorhinus ursinus (northern fur seal), 3444 nucleotides long. It is a transcript of the gene PTGER4, whose product is annotated as prostaglandin E receptor 4. Gene Ontology annotation, molecular function: prostaglandin E receptor activity. Gene Ontology annotation, cellular component: plasma membrane. Gene Ontology annotation, biological process: negative regulation of inflammatory response; inflammatory response; positive regulation of cytosolic calcium ion concentration. The record is from RefSeq and is a predicted model, not a curated record. NCBI's taxonomy places the organism in Eukaryota, Metazoa, Chordata, Mammalia, Carnivora, Otariidae.
AGAGGCUGGAAGGGCGAGAGCGGAGCUCGAAACCCUGCAGCCAGGAGGAAAAAGAUGAAAGAUCCCAGGUCAGAACCUCAGGCCGAGCGGACCACAAACCGCCCCUGGGGCGUCGGAAGCACCCUCAGUGUCAGCCGCCAGCCCCGAUAGCCGCCCGUGCUGCCCAGGGCUGAGGAGGACCGCGGCCCGAAUCCGGGACUGAGGCUCCGUGCCACCUGCGCGCGCGGCCCCACACCUGCGCGCUGUCCGCCGGGGGACCGGACCUGCGGGCUCCUCAAAGUUUGGUCCCGUCUUUGAAGGUACGGAAGAAAAAAAGAAGAAAGAAAGAAAGAAUCCAAGAUCAGGUUGAAUUGACCCAUCCCGCUACCCUUCUGGCUCUCCCAAGUGUUCGAAAGCUUGCCAUUCUGACCCCAGUUCCGGAAAAUUGGCAGCCACAGAGACCCGGUUCUGAGAAGACAAAGGCUUGGCAAGCUCCACACUGAGCGGGCGAGACCGAGGGCAGGUUGGAGGCGUGUGGUGGACGUCUGAGUCUUGACCCUGGGGUCCUCCGCGGCCCCCAUCGCCGCGGCUCCCACAGACCCAGCCUCGAACUCCAAGGCUGCGUACCGAGGGUCACCACCAUGUCCACUCCUGGGGUCAAUGCGUCCGCCUCCUCUACCCCUGACCGUCCGAACAGCCCGGUGACCAUCCCGGCGGUGAUGUUCAUCUUCGGGGUAGUGGGCAACCUGGUGGCCAUCGUGGUGCUGUGCAAGUCGCGCAAAGAGCAGAAGGAGACGACCUUCUAUACGUUGGUGUGCGGGCUGGCCGUCACCGACCUGCUGGGCACGUUGCUGGUGAGCCCGGUGACCAUCGCCACGUACAUGAAGGGCCAGUGGCCCGGAGGCGAAGCACUCUGCGAGUACAGCACCUUCAUCCUGCUCUUCUUCAGCCUGUCCGGCCUCAGCAUCAUCUGUGCCAUGAGUAUCGAGCGCUACCUGGCCAUCAACCACGCCUACUUCUACAGCCACUACGUGGACAAGCGGCUGGCCGGCCUCACGCUCGUCGCGGUCUAUGCAUCCAACGUGCUCUUCUGCGCGCUGCCCAACAUGGGCCUGGGCAGCUCGCGGCUGCAGUACCCGGACACCUGGUGCUUCAUUGACUGGACCACCAACGUGACGGCGCACGCCGCCUUCUCCUACAUGUACGCGGGCUUCAGCUCCUUCCUCAUUCUCGCCACCGUGCUCUGCAAUGUGCUGGUGUGCGGUGCGCUGCUCCGCAUGCACCGCCAGUUCAUGCGCCGCACCUCGCUGGGCACCGAGCAGCACCACGCGGCGGGCCCAGUCGCGGUGCCCUGGGCCCCCUGCCGGAGCAACCCGACCGCCGCCUCCCCCGUUCUGCCGCGCCUCAGCGACUUUCGCCGCCGCCGGAGUUUCCGCGGAAUAGCGGGCGCCGAGAUCCAGAUGGUCAUCUUACUCAUCGCCACCUCCUUGGUGGUGCUUAUCUGCUCCAUCCCGCUCGUGGUACGGGUGUUCAUCAACCAGUUAUAUCAGCCACGUUUGGUGCAAGAAAUCAGCAAAAACCCAGACUUGCAGGCCAUCCGAAUUGCUGCUGUGAACCCCAUCCUGGACCCCUGGAUCUAUAUCCUUCUGCGGAAGACAGUGCUCAGCAAAGCAAUAGAGAAGAUCAAGUGCCUCUUCUGCCGCAUUGGCGGGUCCCGCAGAGACCGUUCGGGACAGCACUGCUCAGACAGCAGAAGGACAUCUUCCGCCAUGUCUGGCCACUCCCGCUCCUUCCUCUCCCGAGAGCUGAAGGAGAUCAGCAGCACAUCUCAGACCCUCCUGUACAUGCCGGACCUCAGUGAAAAUGGUCUUGGCGGCAGGAAUCUGCUUCCCGGUGUACCUGGCACGGGCCCGGCCCAGGCAGACACCACCUCCCUGAGGACUUUGCGAAUAUCAGAGACCUCGGACUCCUCCCAGGGGCAGGAUUCAGAGAGUGUGUUACUGGUGGACGAGGUUAGUGGGAGCAGCAGGUCUGGGCCUGCCCCCAAGGGGAACUCUCUGCAAGUCACAUUUCCCAAUGAAACACUGAACUUAUCAGAAAAAUGUAUAUAGUAGCUAAGGAAAGAAAUACAGCACUAUUUCUGCUAUUUCUGGAAGCAUAUAAAAUCCUGUGCAAUAGACACAUAAAUGAAGUGUUUCGCUGUGCGCAGAAGGGCUGUUUGUCCUUCAACUCACAUUAGAGAACAUCUGGGCUCUUUAGCACUUUCCAGUCAAGUUGAUUCAUAGGGGACCCAGGGUCUGAAGCACAUUGGUUUUCACUUCACUAUGACACAGGAUUUCUGUCACCACUUGAUGGCUGGGAAGAUCUACCCUCAGUUUUUCUACUUGAUAGGAGGAUGGCAUAAGUUUUGCUAUUUUCAUAACAUCCAGAGCUUUAUAUCUGGCAUACAGCAGAAGGCCAGGUAUGGAAGGGCUCUAUUCCAAUAAACUAUGAGGACUAUCUUGUGAUUUAAGUGUCUCACUAAAGCAUGAAAUGUGAAUUUUACUGUUGUAAAUAUGACUUAAGGUAUUUAAAGUAUUUUCUUCUCUGUGAGAAGGUUUAUUGUUAAUACAAGGUAUAAUAAAAUUAUGGUAACCCCCUUCUUCCCAGUAUAACCAGCUGAAGUUGCAGAUGUUAGAUUUUUUUCAUAAACAAGUUCAGGCCAAGGUGUGGAAAAUACACAGUGAGACUCAUAGCUAUAAAAAAAAGAUAUAAAUUUUUAAAAGAAAGAGUUUAAUAUUAUAAAAGGAAUAAAGCAAAAUACUAUUUUAAGACAUGAACAUUAUAGUCCAAAAUAUUAAAGUUCUUUCCAAGUUAUGUGUGAUACAUAGUGAAAAAUUUUUAGUGAUGCUACAUGUAUUUAUCCAGAAAACUGUGAUUUCGGAAGAAGCUAACCUGCUGGUUAAAAUAUUUUUUCUACUUUUGACCCCACUGAUACUUUUAAAAAUAUAACGAAUUUUAAAAAGUCUGAAUAAAUAACCCAUAAUUGAAGUGUAUAAUAUAAAAGAAGUCUAAGCAACUUGUUUUCCCUCUUAAAGUGUUCAUAGUUUUACUUUCCUAAGGAAUGAUCUAGAGUAUCCUUUAAAAUUUAAGAGGAAGGCAGGUUGCACCAUGAAGGCCUUUAUUUUGAGAUGUGGAAGUUAUCACAGAUGCCGUAAGAGUUUAACAACAUAAAGAGUGCAGGACUUGGACACAUGAGGGUAACCUUCUUGCGGCUUCGUGUAAUACCCAGUGACGCUGUACACAUUUGAAGGACCUUUCUCAAGGAAGUACUAAGCAUGUUUUGUUGCUUAAAAUGUUUUUGUGAAUUGCUUGGUUGUAAUUAAAUUCUGAGCCUGGUAGUGAUACGGUUUUAAGAAGCAGUUGUACCAACUGAAAUUAUUUUGGAGAUUACAAUAAAUAAAUACACUCAGUCUGAGUUCCGUA